AUGCCCUUCAACGGCAACCGCCCCGGUUUGUUCACAACGGGGCCAAAGGAGAAAUUCAAGAGAAAUCCAGCCAACCUACCAUCCAACCACACACUCAAACCCAACACCAGCGGCGCUUUCAAGAAGCGCACACUCGGCAGCGGUGGCGAAGAUGAACCGACUCCUUCCUCCAGCGCGAAGAAAGCCAAGACGGAGAUGACCCAAGCUGGACCCAUCAACAACACCCCGUUGGGCAGCUCCACCGCAGCUCAAGUCGUUCCAGACGCCGUCCAAUCACCUGGCUUCAACAACGGCCCUUCCAACAACACAAACAAGAACAAAUCCCAAGUCGCCCAGCGCCAACCUGAACGCAAGCGCAAACCAUCAGCCAAAAAAGUCCUCCCCUCCCGCCAAAUCCCCAGCUCCCUCGACGAAGCCUCCGAAGAAGACCGGCAACUCCUCGGCAUGCGCGACGCAGGAACAGACUGGAAAGCCAUCCGCGCCAAAUGGGAAGAGCUCACCGGCGAGACGACGGGCGUUUCCACCUUGCCGAACCGCUACGCGCGUCUCAAGGAGAGUUUCACCGUCAUCAGGGAAGAAGAUCACGCGAGGUUGUUGGAAGCUAAGAGAGAGGUGGAGGAGAGUUUUGAGAAUCAGAAAUGGGAUCUCGUGGCGCGGGUUGUGCAGGAGAAGGGUGGCGAUGGCUAUGCUGGGGUGGUGUUGCAGCGUGGGUAUAAGAAGAUGAUGACUCAGGGCAUGGGAGUUGCGCCGCCUGCUGGCGUGAGGGAUCCUGACUUUGAGAUUGAGUCGCUUGAGGAAGGCGAGGAGGCAGAUGAGUGA
Lecanosticta acicola is the source of this 819-nucleotide messenger RNA. The record is from the annotation of a GenBank genome assembly. NCBI's taxonomy places the organism in Eukaryota, Fungi, Ascomycota, Dothideomycetes, Mycosphaerellales, Mycosphaerellaceae.